Lachancea sp. 'fantastica' is the source of this 1653-nucleotide messenger RNA. NCBI's taxonomy places the organism in Eukaryota, Fungi, Ascomycota, Saccharomycetes, Saccharomycetales, Saccharomycetaceae. The record is from the annotation of a GenBank genome assembly.
AUGUCUACCUACAUCUCACGUCUGAAAGCAAUGGGCAGUGAGCCCACCACAAAGUCGAUUAACCAAGGCAGCGAUGCAUCGAUCGAAGAAGGCGAGAACUUUGUGACGGAAUUGGACCAAGGUUCCAAAAGACUAGGUCUCAUCUCGAGCAUCGGUCUCAUUUGCAACCGGAUGCUGGGCGCCGGGGUUUUUGCCGUCUCGUCGACCAUCUACACACUUUCGGGAUCCAUAGGGCUGGCCCUGGUCAUGUGGGUGGCAGGCGCCAUCAUCGCUACAAGCGGCAUGUACGUGUAUCUGGAAUACGGCAGCGCAAUCCCUCGUAACGGUGGUGAAAAAAACUACCUCGAACACGUUUUCAGGAAACCUCGGUUUUUUGUGACCUCGAUGUACGCCUCGUACGUUUUCUUCUUGGGCUGGGCUGCCAGUAACUCGGUGAACGCCGCAAUCAUGUUUCUCACCGCCGCAGACACAGAAGUCACCACCUGGAAACAGCGAGGACUCGCCCUGGGUAUCGUUGCGUUCUGUUUCCUCGUCAACGCGGUGAACGUGAAACUCGGUAUCUACAUCCAAAACGUGCUGGGCAUUUUCAAGCUUGGCAUUGUGAUCUUCAUCAGUGUCACCGGAUGGGUGGUGCUGGGCAACAAAAACCUAAGAACGGACAACUUCCACAACGCGUUCGAAGGAACCGGAAACGCAACCGCUUAUGGUAUAGUGAAUGCGCUGUACAACGUCAUCUGGUCUUUCAUCGGUUACUCGAACGUCAACUACGCGCUCGGUGAAGUACGGGACCCGGUCCGCACAUUGAAAAUCGCUGGGCCUGUGUCCAUGGCGUUUUUGACCGUCAUCUACAUUUUCGUGAACAUCGCUUACUUCGCCGCUGUCCCCAAGGAAAAGCUGGUGUCUUCAAAACUGAUCUUGGCUGCCGAUUUUUUCGACAUCGUGUUUGGCGGACACGCUAAGAAGGCUGCCGCUGCAAUCGUUGGUCUGAGUGCCGUGGGGAACGUUCUUUCUGUGAUUUUUGCGCAAGGUAGAAUCAUCCAACAGUUGGGUCGUGAAGGUGUUCUUCCGUUCUCAAACUUUUUCGCUAGUUCCAAGCCCUUCGACUCACCCAUGGUCGGUUUGCUACAGCACUUCAUUGUCUGUGUGGUAACUAUCAUUGCUCCACCUCCAGGAGAUGCAUACAAUUUCAUUCUCAACCUGAUCUCCUACCCACUGAAUGUGAUCAAUCUCGCUAUCAGUGCAGGCCUUCUGUGGCUCUACUGGCAGCGUCGUCAAAAGAAGAUCGAAUGGAACCCCAAGAUCAAAGCUGGUGUUUUCGUAACACUAUUGUUCACACUUUCGAAUAUCUAUCUGGUUGUGGCCCCAUAUGUGCCUCCAUCAGAUAAAGGUGAGCAAGUUUACAAGUCGCUCCCUUACUGGAUUCACAACGUUGUCACUUGGGGAAUUUUCGCCCUUGGGGCCAUCUACUGGCUAGUAUGGUCUCAAAUUUUGCCAAGAAUCGGUAAGUACGAAUUGGUUGAUACCGAGGUGGUUGGUGAAGAUGGUUUCUGGAGAAAGAAGAUCAUCAAGAGAAAGAUCGGUUACGUCGACGACGCCUCGGAGAAUAUCGAGGUAAACGUGGUUUCAUCCGAGCUUGCGGACAAGCAAAAAUAA